AUGGACAACAACUCACCAAAGCUGACGAGGUCCGACUCUACUGGUCCAUUCGCGUAUCAAACACGUCUUUUGGAACGCACUAGCUCGCGUGCAGGCUCUAUAUCGCGCAACAACUCGACACCACACAAAGACUUGCUUUCAAAUCUCACAGGGUCAUCGAACGGCACCCCGACGAAUACGAGAAGAUGGACGCCUACGCACCGUGUUGGACAUAGCCUGGAUGCUAUACGCAAGUGGGAAGAACGGGCAAAGACUGAGACAACAGACGAGGUUCAACACAUACCGCGAUCGGCUUCCCCGACGAAGAUGGGGUCUGAUUAUCGGAGCUCGUAUACACCGGAUACGAACCGUAUAGGGUCGGGCUCGAGCUUGAAGCAUGAUGAUGAUCGGCCCCCAACGCCGCCCCCCAAGAACCAACCCGACGAAGACGUCUUCCGGACUCCAACGUACAUGAAGCGCCGCACAAUGCCAUCGCCGAUUGUAGCUUCUCCCUUGUCGCCCAAUAACACGGGUGCUACCGUCGAAUCUGGCCCUGGUAUCCUGGGAAGGCCAGUACAACAGAUACAUAUCCCGAGUUCGUUUACUUCGUCAUUGGCAUCAUCGUCCAGUUCGGGGUAUAGACCCCGAACGACGAGCCAGGUUGCCGUACCCCCUUCACCUGUCACACCUUCAUCUAUUUCACGCGCAGGUACGGAGAAUGUCUUUGGUCUAGGGCUCAAGAAAUCAUCACCACCCGCUCGGUAUCGUCGAUCGAAUACUGUAGAUACACCACCCCCCAGUUGGCAGAGGUCUCCUACCAAAGACUCCGCUGCCCCUCCUAGUGCCUUGGAUACACUGCCACCCAGUUGGCAGAGAUCUCCCGCCAAAGAUACAUCCACACCUUCCUCCACAGAUACACCUCCACUAAGUUGGCAGAGGCCCGCCACCAAAGAUACAUUUGCGGCAGCGCUGUCUCCAGCACCUAGCCUUUCGAGGCGCCCUACAUCCCUCUAUGGGUCACCCUAUACAGCCGCACCUCCGUCACCUAUUAAAAGCUACUCAAGGCCCUCUUCUAGUGCCGGCUUCUCCUCCGCAACGAGCUCAAAGGUGACGAACGAUGAAACACCCCCACCGUCUUCAUCGGUCAUGUCUCCAACGCCUUACCGUAGUUCGUAUGUGGCGAAGAAAGCUUCCUUGUAUGGGAGUAACCUCGGUACAGGACGGAAGCUUGGUCGGCAUUUGCCCCGUAUAGCAAGUGGAGACGGGGACGAACAUUGGCUAGAGGAACAGAGGACAACGGAACAGAAGGAUGAAGAGGACCGAGCUAGCCGCAGAGAGAAGAGGGAGAGGAGGAUGAGGGAUUGGGGUCAAGAAGAGGCAUCGUCCCCUGUGCGCCGUCAACUAACUGUUGAUCCGGCGCCAGUCAGCGCGACCGAUGUGGUUGGGAUUCCAGGUCGGCGUCGUCUGGCUAAGGAUGCGGCUCCGAGUACUCCCACAUCGCCCCUCCCAUCUGCCAGACUGCUACGAGGGACAUGGGCUGAUGUUGAGAGGCAACACAUUCAGGCUUACGAGUAUCUAUGCCACGUUGGUGAGGCUCAGCAGUGGAUUGAAGGAUGUCUUGGCGAAGAGCUUGGAUUUGGUGUUGUGGAGAUGGAAGAAGGGCUGAGAAAUGGUGUCGUGUUGGCGAAGUUGGUGAGGGUGUUCCAAGGGGAGAGCGUGGUUAGGAGGAUUUAUGAGGCGCCCAAGCUGGAUUUCCGGCAUUCGGACAACAUCAAUAUAUUUUUCAAUUUUGUCCGGGAGAUUGGACUCCCAGAGUGCUUUAUUUUUGAGCUGACCGAUCUUUACGAGAAGAAGAACCUUCCCAAAGUUGUCUACUGCAUCCAUGCGUUGAGUCAUCUUCUUGCUCGCCGUGGAAUGGCAGAACGGAUAGGUAACCUGUAUGGUCACCUCAAGUUCUCCGAUGAUCAACUACAGAAGACACAGAAGGGUCUUUCUGAUGCGGGUGUGCCCAUGCCUAACUUCGGCGACAUUCAGCGCGAACUCGCAAAAGAGAUCAAUGAAGAGCCAGAGGUGGAAGUUGAGACUGAGGAAGAGCGACGCGACCGAUUACUUAUGGAAAACGAAGAUUCGAUUAUUGCCGCACAAUCUCUGUUCCGAGGAUUCCUCGCUCGCAAAGCUCAAACCAACCUCCAAAUGCGCAUGCGAUUGGCCGACAGAUAUGUAGUCAAACUCCAAGCCCAAUUCCGGGGAACGUUAGCAAGAAGGGCUCGGGCCCAGCACAGACAAUCGCAAUUGCAGCUACUCCCUUGGAUCAUAUCUGUGCAAGCUACGGCCCGUGGCGGGCUUUUUCGCAAACAAUGGUAUUUGAAGGUGCGCCGUAUCAAGGCCUCGGUCCCGCAUGUAGUCAAGGUACAGGCACAACUUCGAGGCAUACUCCUACGUAGGCGCUUCGCUAAACUCAAGGCAGCUCUCAGAAAGAGUAAUGUCUCGGUCACCAAGUUGCAAUCCAUCGCACGUGCCCGCAUCGCGCAAAAGGCGCACAACGAGAUUGCGAAAACGUUCGCGAUACCCCUCGUUCAUCGUUCAGUCGUAGGUCUACAGGCCCAUGCGAGAGGCGCCUUGGCAAGACGAAGAGUAGCUCGACUCCAUGCCUUACUCAAGCGUACCGAGCCUAGUGUUGCAAGUGUGCAGGCGCAAUGUCGGGCUUUGCUAGCACGAAGGCGCUUCCGCAACCAACUAGCUAAACUUGAAGACGUCACGAAUGUCAUUAUUCGCAUCCAAGCCGCCGCCAGAACGUUUUUAGCCAAGAAACGACUCCUGGCGCUGAUUCGCGGUCUACGGCGCGCCACUUCUACGCUCGUUGGCCUUCAAGCCCGUGCUCGAGCGAAGUUGGCACACCAGAAACACGUCAACUUACAGAAGGCUCUCGGACAAGCGAAGACUAUCGUCGCCGUCAAUAGCUUCCAGGCUCGCGCUCGAGCUGCAUUGGCGCGGAAGAGACAUCAGGAACUACACCGAGAACUGGAAUUCCAUUAUCCAGAAAUGGUUGGCCUACAAGCUGCCACACGAGGCGCUCUCGUGCGCCUGGAAUAUCGUGCUUGGAGAGACCAUCUGAGGAGCAGCUACCCAGUUGCGACUAUCCUACAAGCAAUGCUCAGAGGGACGCUCUUCCGCAAGAAGUUCCGUGCCAAAAUGGAGUACUUCCGCGUCAAUCUCUCCAAGGUGGUCAAGAUCCAAUCCCUUUUCCGUGCCAAGGAAACAAGGGAACAAUACCGCCAGCUAACAAUGGGCACCAAUGUUACGACUGGCACAAUCAAGAAUUUCGUUCACCUUCUUGAUGACUCAGAAGCCGACUUCCAAGAUGAGAUCAAGGUCGAAAGGCUCAGAAAGAGGGUCGUCGAGAGCAUAAGGGAGAACCAAGUUUUGGAAACCGAUCUGAAUGAUUUGGACGUGAAGAUUGCCCUGGUCGUCGACAACGCCAAAAGUCUGGAAGAAAUUCUGAAAGCUAGACGACGUCUUGGCGGAGAUUCCGCUGCAGUUCAUGCUGCGCGCACAUCCCUCUUAGCAGCACAUAGCGACCCAUUUUCAGGAGCUGCGAGCCUUGACCGGGAGGCGAAAAGGAAACUCGAGCUGUAUCAGCAACUUUUCUACCUCCUACAGACCAGGGGCGAUUAUCUCAGCCGCCUUUUCACAGAGCUGUCUGCCGAAGAAAUUUCCGAGGAAAACAGGAAGUUCACCGAGCGCGUUGUUCUGACGUUGUUCGGUUAUGGUCAAGAUCGGAGAGAGGAUUAUUUACUUCUCAAAGUGUUCCAGCAUGCGAUUCGAGAUGAAGUGAAUGCUGCAUCAUCCAUUGAGGAUGUUGUUACCGGUCACCCGAUGUACAUGAACAUCGCGGUGCAUUACGUGCGGCGGAAGCAAGUGAUUUAUGUUCGGGAUACCCUGCAGGCCGUCAUUCGCGAAGUCAUCGAUACAGAAGACCUUGAUCUUGAGGCUGACCCAUCUCUUAUUCAUCGCACCAGAAUCGAUGUUGAGGAACUCAAAUCAGGAGUGCCGAGCGGCGUCCGCAAAGAUUUACCAUUUCGAGAAGCCUUGAACGAUCCUGCUACAAGAACAGAGUACAUCAGGCAUCUCCAAGUGUUGCAAUGGUGGACAGAGGCCUUCGUCACUGCUCUCACCGCUUCGACCAAGAAGAUGCCUUAUAGCAUGCGAUAUCUUGCGAGGGAGACCUUGAGCGCUGUCCGAGAGCGAUUCCCUGGUGCUUCAGAGGAGUCUUAUGCAGCCUGCGUGGCUCGGUUGAUAUACUAUCGAUAUAUCAAUCCUGCGAUCAUCACACCGGAAACCUUCGAGAUCGUAGGGAAGACAAUCGACAUUGGCUCGCGCAAGAACUUAGCCCAGAUCUCCAAGAUAUUGACACAGAUAACUCAUGGCCGAGAAUUUACUGAAGACACACCUAGCUAUAUUCCUAUCAAUGGGUAUGUCAGUAAGGCGAUUGGGCAGAUGACCUCCUGGCUAUUGGAAGUUGCCGACGUGGCCGACGCCGAAUCUACGUUCCAUGCUCACGAGUUCCUCGACGUCACUGCACAGCCAAAGCCAAUCUACAUCUCCCCAAAUGAGAUAUAUACGAUACAUGGACUGCUUUCCCAACACUUGGAACAUCUCGCGCCGAGUUCUGAUGACACCCUGCGAGUGAUCAUCAGUGAAUUAGAUGGCGUCCCCCAUCUUAACGAUGAACUCAAAGAUGCCCGCGAUCAAGCUAUCACACUGGAACUAACGAACCGGUUUGCUCAUGUUGAGGACUCUGAGGCAAAAGAGAAGGCUCUUUGGGUUCAAGCCAAACGUGGUGUCCUUGCCAUUCUCCGUGUCCAGCCAGCUCAAGAGUUAGUCGAGGCUCUUAUGCGACCUGUCAACGAGGUGGACGAACAACGCUGGGAAGAGGUUUUGGACCAUGAGAUGGAGAAUGAGCAAGUUCGUAACAUUGACCGUCGUAUGCCGUCUACCUCUGGGGCAGAUGGUACUUACCGUUUGGAGGACAUACGCUCGUUGAAAUUCGCUGCGGUCAAAGCUCUAACAAUAUCUUUCCUUCUGGACCUGGAGACCCUAGGGAAGAUUACACGGAAUGACGGAUUUCAAGGCAUCCUAAAUGCGAUCGCUGUUGACGUUCGAAGUAAACAUCGGAAGCGCUUGCAACGUCAACAGGAAAUGGAGAACAUGAACCAAGCACUCACAGACUUGUCCGAGCGCAAGCGAAACUAUGAAGAGCAGAUCAACAGCUAUCACAGUUAUGUCGAGAGCGCGAUAAGCACGAUGUCCAAAGGGAAAGCCAAGAGCGGUUGGGUUGUCCCUUUCACGAAGCAGUGGUCGCAUCUUCGCAAUCUCCAGCGGUCAGGGCAAGCUCCCCAAUUUGGAUCGUAUCUGUACACGGCGAAGGAUCUUUACGAAAAGGCCAUUCUCCUGUCUGUUGACCAGUACUCACCGCGGCAGUUUGAUAAGAUCCAUCUCAUCAUCUCGUCAAAUACUCCCGGUGUCUUCAAUCUCCUUCUUGAAUCCACCAUUCACGGAAUCACUUCAAGGCUUGCAGGCGAAGACAUUCGGCUGGAGGAUCUCCUUCAGGCUCGCUUUGACAAUCGAUCUUCGUACUCACUAUUCAAUGGCAUCGUCAAAGUCAAUCUCAACCAGUUCUUGUAUCAGCUUAACAAAAAGUUCUACCGUUCGAGUUUCAUAUUUGGUUGA
This is a messenger RNA of Pleurotus ostreatus (oyster mushroom), 5709 nucleotides long. RefSeq lists its product as uncharacterized. The transcript is spliced from 16 exons. Bases 1 to 5709 code for a protein of 1902 amino acids. Gene Ontology annotation, biological process: regulation of actin cytoskeleton organization; regulation of GTPase activity; mitotic actomyosin contractile ring assembly actin filament organization. Gene Ontology annotation, molecular function: GTPase activator activity; calmodulin binding; actin filament binding. Lineage: Eukaryota; Fungi; Basidiomycota; Agaricomycetes; Agaricales; Pleurotaceae. The record is from RefSeq and is a predicted model, not a curated record. Gene Ontology annotation, cellular component: cytoplasm; mitotic actomyosin contractile ring.